Messenger RNA from Laccaria bicolor S238N-H82, 963 nucleotides. RefSeq lists its product as uncharacterized. Gene Ontology annotation, biological process: protein deubiquitination; ubiquitin-dependent protein catabolic process. Gene Ontology annotation, molecular function: cysteine-type deubiquitinase activity. The record is from RefSeq and is a predicted model, not a curated record. Gene Ontology annotation, cellular component: cytoplasm. Lineage: Eukaryota; Fungi; Basidiomycota; Agaricomycetes; Agaricales; Hydnangiaceae. The transcript has 5 exons. Bases 1 to 963 code for a protein of 320 amino acids.
AUGUCGGGGGACGACGAAUCUAGUGGCUGGCAACUAACCGAAUCAGACCCAGGUGUCUUUACGGAGCUGCUAAAGUCCUUGGGUGUCCCUCUCAUUGUAGAUGAUCUGUAUUCCCUUGAUUCCGACUCAUUGUCCGCCCUGCAACCACUACAUGCUCUGAUUUUCCUGUUCAAAUGGAUCCCCACCUCCUCAGACCGUUCUGAUGGCAACUACGACCCAGAAUUUCCAGGAUUUUUCGCGCAUCAAGUCGUGAACAACGCAUGCGCUACCUUGGCUGUACUAAAUGCACUUGGCAACAUCCCUUCCUUGCCUAUGGGACCUCAACUUUCAGAACUCAUGUCAUUUACGACUGGAAUGGAUCCUCAGACGCGUGGUUUAGUAGUCACGAGUGCAGACUGGCUUCGCCAAGCCCAUAACACACUUUCUCCACCAAGUGCGGUCUCACUGGAUGGACUUGGACUUCCGAGAAAGAGCGAGGACGCAUAUCAUUUUGUGGUGUACUUGCCCGUGAUGGGAGCACUGUACGAGCUGGACGGCUUGAAACCGCAUGCAGUGAGGCACGCUCCUUUUAGUCAGGAGGGUGAGGGCUGGCUCAAAACAGCUCGCGAAGUUAUCGGAGCACGCAUAAAUACCUACCCAGCCGGUGCACUCGAGUUUAGUCUUCUUGCUCUGCGAGAGGACCCUUUGCCUACACUUCAAUCCCAACUACAACAAUAUCAGACUGCUGGUCAUUCAGAAGCUGCAUCCGAAAUUAUGGCAAGAAUAUCCAAUGAAAACUCAAAACGAGAACGCUGGGCAUUUGAGAACAGCCUUCGCCGUCACAACCAUAUGGGCCUCGUGCAUGCAUUAUUGGUUGCACUAGCUAAAAGCGGCAAAUUAGUGAAAGCAGAGGAGGAUGCAAAGAAAAUCAUGUCUGAGCGUAUCGAGAAGAGGAAAGCAGUGGGUGAUAUGGACGAAGAUUAG